AAUUCGGACUCUAGCCGACACCAAAGGGUUUGGGAUAUUUAUUACAUUCAUAUAUGAUAAUCGGCAUAAUGAAUAACUUGAUGAAGUUAUCAUGAUUUAAGCAGUUACGGUGAAUGAAUGCUGAUGAAUACUAACUCGGUUCACUCACAUUCCUGUAAUCCAUAUAAUUCUCAUUUAAUUUUUUGGGGGGGGAAACAGUUAAAGAGUAGUGAGUAAAACUUUCUAAUUUUGUCAUCCUUCCAUUAAAUUGUAGCCAAAUUGCAUCUCUUCCGGUUGUUUCUGUUGUUCUGUUGUUUGGCUACUUAUUCCACAAAAGUGGAGAAGAAGGUUAUAACUGACAAAAGUUUACAGCAGACUCUGUGGCUUGCAAGUCAAGCAAGUCAAGCAAACCCCUCAUUUGCAAAUGUCAAGCAAGCCACAUUUGCAAAUGAGGGGAAACACGUUUGUUACACCCAUAAAAUCAGCAGGUUAUAUAUCUGUGUGUGGUUUCAUUUAUUUAUCUAUUUCCUUUCUUCUUCUGGUUUUUACUUUUUACAAUCAUAGGAUGAUGUAUGCCUGUGUGUGGGUUGGUUGUUGCUCUGAAGUCAUACUCCUUCUUGUACCUCUGACCACGGAAGCAUGCUGCUUAAAGCAAAACUGGGAGGUGUGCAGAAAUUUGCUAGAGUAUCUGAGCCAAGCCUUGAGGAAUUUUGAUUGCCGCAUUUGCAAAGUUUGGUGUGCCAGCUGUAACAAAAGGAGUGAAAGUUUUUGAUAGUUCAGGGACUGAGUUGGAUGAUGAUGUAUUUGAGGAUAUAGUAACAGAUCCCUCAACUGGGGUACUAACCAUCAAAUAUGAAAAAGGUUUGUUUGAGUGAUAUGUGUUUCACUGGAUGUCAUUUUUUUAGUAUCAUUAUUACAUUGUUUAUUAAAAAGAGUUUAUAAAAUGUGUCUAUGGAGGGACCAUGUAAACCCAUUUGUUUUGCUCCUGUUUUUGAGGUCUGGAAACAGCUGCUGCAGAAGUGUCUCCUGAGCAGUCCCAGUUAUCAUUGCCACAUUCAUCAGAUUCACAGGAUACGGUCAUCCUUUCAGACAGCCCUUUAGGAAACGUCAGAAGCUGGAUGUAGAAGAUAAGCAAUUGGUGGAAUCGAUUCUCACCAGCAAACCUGGUGGAGAAUAUAUAAUAAAUGAAUACAAUCGGACCAAGUCCCUGGUGGAUGAAACCAGAAGAAAAACAUACUGGUCAACAUACUGGUAGCUGACUUGACAGAAAAAAAUGGUACAUCACCACCACGACAGGUAAAAGAAAUGUAUGCCAGAGGAAUUGUAACCUUUUUCCCUUACCUCAGUGGCCCGUACUCCAAAAAUGGCUAUGAACAUUAUCAUGAUGGUGAGAGUGGCACUGGGUACUUGGCCUGGAGGAUUAAAGCCAUACAGAGAUGCACUGCUAAAGGGAGGCCAUUAUCAUCUGGAGCACCAGGAGAUGGAUCAUCGGGUGAAGACCAGUGUGGUGGACCAACUGUCAGACGAGAGUUGCAGUUUGUUACAGAGAAGUUACUGAGUGAGGAUGAGUGCAGGGAAGCAAUCUCUCUGAUGAACAAUUCAGCUGAUGAAGACACAGUCAAGAAGAAGAUGUUGACAUUUGUUUAUCGACAUAACAUGGUCCUUGACCCCCUGCUGUCAAGCAACGUACUGUCUGUUUUUCCACGUUUCAAAGAUAUCAAAGGCUUGAUUGAACAGGAUUUUGUACUGAUGUUUGGUGAGGAUGUAUCAGGCAGGUUGCUGGAGAGGUGGCCAACAACAUUCAAAAGAAAGAUUAUCCAACAAGGCAGAAAGCUUCCUUCUACCAGUGACCUGAAAGAACUCUUGCUGGCAGCUGACUCACCUGAGGAUGCCACUGAAGUUAAUGCUGACAUUGGUGACCAGGAAAGGUAUCAACUUCUCAAGCAGAAAGGCGUCUUGUGGUCUUCAAGAAGACUGAAACAAAUAUCCAAGAGCACCUUGAUGCCAUCACUACCAGCACUCAACCCUACCUCCUGGCUGUUGGGGUGAAAAAGAAUGACAUCCACCGGUUCUUCAUUAUUCUUGACAAGAAUGCCAUACCAUGCAAGUCUACCUCUUCACUUGGUGCUUUUGAUGAACUGUUUAAAGCACAUUUUGUGUUUGGCACAUCUUACAACACUAUGCUUCACAACAUGCACACGUUCAUCCCAACCACAGGUUUUAGAAAACAUUUAAAUACCAAACACCUUAACUAUUUUGACCAACAGGCUGACACUGAUGUUAAUCUACAGCCUGAUGUGGCAGUUAAAGAAGUUAGCACUACAGGGGAGGUGAUGUUAACUAAUGUAGAAGAAACACCCACAACAUGUGAAAAGUUGAAAAGGUCAAAUAAGAGCACUUUGGAUAUGUGUGCCUCUGCUGUUGCACAGCUCAGGGCAGCUGGAUUAAGCCAAUCUACUGUGAAUAGUUUUGUCUCCUCAAUGUGUGUGUGUUUUUUGAGAUUCAUACUCAGGCUAAAGAUGCAGCCUUACAGAUUGUACCUUCACAGUACACCACAAGUAAAAAUAAAUAUAAUAGUAAUAAAAUAAAGCAUUGGGAGUCCUUUAGCCUGGAAAGAUUAGCUUUAGGACCAGGAAAGAUGGUGACACUUGGAGAGCUGGAAGAAGGUCCAGAAAUUGCUUCGAGCUGUAUUGUCUACCAGUUUGUUUUCAGCUAAGUGGAUAAAACAUCAUGGUACAGAGUACCGCCUUGACUUUAUCAUCUGUAGUGUCUGAGAUUCCGUUUUUUUGUAAGAUCAAAAGUAUUGUUGUGAAAGAUGACAUUGUAUUGCUCUGCGGAAAACUGAUGGAAACCCUGUGUUUUGAUGACCAUUAUCAUGCAUUUAGGGUCAGAGUAUAUCCCAAUAUGGUGCUGAAGGUGUUGAACAUAAAUCAGCUGUGUUGCUUCUUCAAAUGAAGUAUGGCAUUUCAGAUUCCUCCCUGUAUGUCGUUCCAUAUUGCCGUUUUAUGCCGAACUAAAUUCAUUGUUUUAAAGUGUUUUAUACACUACAUGAGAUUUUUUUUAUAUUUUGAGCCUGACAUCAAAAAAUAAAGCUGUUAAAUGUAA
Molecule: messenger RNA, 3084 nt
Organism: Oreochromis aureus
Lineage: Eukaryota; Metazoa; Chordata; Actinopteri; Cichliformes; Cichlidae
Exons: 9
Coding region: 1285-2028 (247 amino acids)
Source: RefSeq, a predicted model, not a curated record